Molecule: messenger RNA, 1190 nt
Organism: Pomacea canaliculata
Lineage: Eukaryota; Metazoa; Mollusca; Gastropoda; Architaenioglossa; Ampullariidae
Product: mammalian ependymin-related protein 1-like
Exons: 7
Coding region: 174-875 (233 amino acids)
Biological process (GO): cell-matrix adhesion
Cellular component (GO): lysosome; extracellular region
Molecular function (GO): calcium ion binding
Source: RefSeq, a predicted model, not a curated record
GUAGCAUCAAGGUGCCUCACCAUCAAUUGUUCAAAUCGCUAGGUUGCUGUCAGUAGCUAUAAAAGUGUAGAUUGUUAGUUCCUACAGUAGUUUCGAUCCUGUUCUCUUCGUGCUGUUAGGCAGCGCUGCUGUGUCUUGGCUGAGAACAAUCUGAAAGAAAUUCUUUUUUUACAAUGAUUCUACAAAUGGAUGGUGUUGUACAUUUUGGUAUAAUACUUGUAGUAGUUCUGGGACUUACUGCAGGCAAGACUCAAAACUGCUGUUUCCCUGACCAGUGGCAAGGUCUUCUGAGUUCUAUCGCAGAAGCACAAGGGAAUCUAGAACAAGCAGUCAGUUACUUAUCUUAUGACUAUACUAACCGACGUUGGGCUUCUUUCACGAAUCUCACCGACUCAACAGGAUCACAGGUUUACUCCUAUGAAACUCUUGUGCUGUACAGUGGACCAAAUAGUGGUAUGCUGUACAAUUUUGACUUGAAGACCAGGGAGUGCUCGGUACAAAAAAUGUCCGGUCCUUUUACGAAAAUGUGUAUUCCAGACAUUGCUCAGAAAGUUGGUGAUUUGACCUUAGGAGCUGCAACUGAGUCUCUCCCAGUCACUGUAUAUUCUAUAACGGGGCAAAACGGAACCUAUCAAUCCUUCACCACAGUCACACGCCAACUGUGCCUUCCUGUUUCAGAAGUGAACACUGAAGAUUUUGAAGGAGAUGUUUACAUGACAGUAUCUGGAUUUGCUGACAUUCAACUAGGCAUAACGCAGCCAUCUGUCUUUGAUGUGCCUCCAGAGUGUAAAGGUGCAAAGCCAUUGCAUUCAGACAAGAUGUUUCCAGAGUUUUCAGCCAAAGCAUCCUUUACCAGACGUUUCUUUUACCUGUAGCCACUGAUCAAAGAUGUGCUUCUGCAGGUGCCACAAAUUAUCAGUCAAUUAAACAUCUGUCAAUUAUUCAAUUAUCAGUCGAUUAAAUAUCUGUCAGAUUUCAUAUUGGCAAAAACAAUGUUUCUACUAAAUCUGUCAUUCCAAUCUGACUUUAUUUCCUUAUCUACAUCUGUUAAUGUUAAACUGUUUUCACUCUUUUAUGCAAAUUUGAUUUUGUGCUUUUAAACGACUUAAUUUUCUGCACAAGUAUGACUGGUAAUAACACGAUCUAAGGAUGUCAGAAAACUCAAAGGCAAUAACUAACAUGUCUGUUUA